Messenger RNA from Zygosaccharomyces rouxii, 1668 nucleotides. RefSeq names its product glucose-6-phosphate isomerase (gene PGI1). NCBI's taxonomy places the organism in Eukaryota, Fungi, Ascomycota, Saccharomycetes, Saccharomycetales, Saccharomycetaceae. The transcript has a single exon. Gene Ontology annotation, molecular function: monosaccharide binding; glucose-6-phosphate isomerase activity; carbohydrate derivative binding. Gene Ontology annotation, cellular component: cytosol. Gene Ontology annotation, biological process: glycolytic process; glucose 6-phosphate metabolic process; gluconeogenesis. The record is from RefSeq and is a predicted model, not a curated record. The coding region runs from base 1 to 1668 and encodes 555 amino acids.
AUGGCUUCUGCAAACACAUUUUCUGAUUUCAAAUUAGCAACCGAAUUGCCUGCAUGGGAAAAGUUGCAACAAUUGCACAGUUCUCAAGGUAAGAACAUCUCUGUUAAAGAGGAGUUCAGCAAGGACCCAAAGAGAUUCGAGAAAUACAGCAAGACUUUCCACAACUACGAUGGUUCUAAGAUUCUAUUUGACUUCUCCAAGAACUUGAUCAACGAUGAAAUUGUCUCUGCCUUGGUCCAAUUGGCUAAGGAAGCCAAAGUGACUCAAUUGAGAGACAACAUGUUCGCAGGUGAACACAUUAACUUCACUGAAGAUCGUGCUGUAUACCACGUUGCCUUGAGAAACACCGAGGGCAAAUCCAUGAAGGUUGACGGUGAGGAUGUGACUCCUGAAGUUCACUCUGUGUUGAACCACAUGAAGGAAUUCUCCGAACAAGUUCGUUCCGGUGCUUGGAAGGGUUUCACCGGUAAGAAGAUCACAGAUGUGGUCAACAUCGGUAUCGGUGGUUCCGAUUUGGGUCCAGUGAUGGUCUCUGAAGCUUUGAAGCACUACGCCACUGACAUCAAGGUCCAUUACGUUUCUAACAUCGACGGUACCCACAUUGCUGAAACUCUGAAGAACGUGAAUGCCGAAACUACACUUUUCCUAGUGGCAUCCAAGACCUUCACCACCGCUGAGACUAUCACUAACGCUAACACCGCCAAGAACUGGUUCCUGGAACAUGCUGGUGGUGAAAAAUCUCACAUCGCAAAGCACUUCGCUGCCCUAUCUACUAACGCCGAAGAAGUUGCUAAAUUUGGUAUCGAUACCAAGAACAUGUUUGGCUUUGAAAGCUGGGUAGGUGGUCGUUACUCUGUGUGGUCCGCCAUUGGUCUUUCUGUUGCCAUCUACGUCGGUUUUGACAAGUUCUGGUCAUUCUUGAAGGGUGCAGAAGCUGUUGACAAGCACUUUACCGAAACACCACUAGAAGACAACAUUCCAUUGUUGGGUGGUUUGUUAUCCGUAUGGUACAACAACUUCUACGACGCUCAAACCCAUUUGGUGGCUCCAUUUGAUCAAUACUUGCACAGAUUCCCAGCUUAUUUGCAGCAAUUGUCCAUGGAAUCCAACGGUAAAUCUGUUACUAGAGGUAAUGUUUUCACCAACUACUCUACUGGUUCCAUUCUAUUUGGUGAACCAGCUACUAAUGCUCAACAUUCUUUCUUCCAAUUGGUUCACCAAGGUACCAAGGUUAUCCCAGCAGAUUUCAUCCUUGCUGCUCAAUCCCAUAACCCAAUUGAAAACAACCUACACCAAAGAAUGUUGGCUUCCAACUUCUUCGCACAGGCUGAAGCUCUAAUGGUUGGUAAAGAUGAAGACAAGGUUAAGAGCGAAGGUGCCACUGGCGGUCUAGUUCCUCACAAGGUUUUCUCUGGUAACAGACCAACUACUUCCAUCUUGGCCCAAAAGAUUACUCCAGCUACUUUGGGUGCCUUGAUUGCCUACUACGAACACGUCACUUUCACUGAAGGUGCUAUCUGGAACAUCAACUCCUUUGACCAAUGGGGUGUUGAAUUGGGUAAAGUUUUGGCCAAGGUCAUCGGUAAGGAAUUGGAUACUUCCGAUCCAAUUUCCGCUCACGAUGGUUCUACCAACGGUUUAAUCAACCAAUUCAAACAAUGGGCUUAA